CUCCCAGCCAUCUGAAGGUGUCUGAUUCCAUUAUUUGCCUGUGAUGACUUUGAAAGCUAGGUAAACCUGUAAAAUGCAAAAGCCAUCAAUAAGAAGCAAAUUGUUGCUAGAGUACCUCCUCCUUAUUUGACUGUCUCAGAACUAAAUUGAGAAAGCAGUGACAUAAACAAAUAUGCACAACCUUCCUGCCUCAUGCCUUUAUUGUUUGUCUUGUUCUCCAGAGGAAUCCUGAUCUAAUUGAAGAAUAACGUGAAUAACCCAACUGGUCCAAAGCUCUAUAACUUCCUUAUUUUUUAAGUAAAUAAUUUUUUAUUCCUAAAAUGCUAGAGUCACACCUGAUUAUCUAUUUUCUUCUUGCAGUGAUACAAUUUCUUUUUGGGACUUUCACAAAUGGCAUAAUUGUGGUGGUGAAUGGCAUUGACUUGAUCAAGCACAGAAAAAUGGCUCCGCUGGAUCUUCUUCUUUCUUGCCUGGUGGUUUCUAGAAUUUUUCUGCAGUUGUUCAUCUUCUACAUUAAUGUGGUUGUUAUCUUCUUGAUGGAAUUCAUCACGUGUUCUGCGAAUUGUGUAUUUCUCAUAUUUGUAAAUGAAUUGGAACUUUGGCUUGCCACAUGGCUCGGCGUUUUCUACUGUGCCAAGGUUGCCAGCGUCCCUCACCCACUCUUCAUCUGGUUGAAGAUGAGGAUAUCCAAGUUAGUCCCGUGGAUGAUCCUGGGGUCUCUGCUAUAUGUAUCUAUGAUUUGUAUUUUCCAUAGCAAAUAUACAGGGUUUAUGGACCCAUACUUCUUAAGAAACUUUUUCUUCCAAAAUGCCACAAUUCAAACAGAAGUUAAACAGCGUAUACAGGUUUUCUCUUUUGUUGCUGAGCUCUUAGUGCCAUUACUUAUCUUCCUUGUUGCUGUUCUGCUCUUGAUUUUCUCUCUGGGGAGGCACUCCCGGCAAAUGAGAAACACAGUGGCUGGCAGCAGUGUUCCUGGCAGGAGUGCCCACAUCAGCGCGUUGCUGUCCAUCCUGUCCUUCCUGAUCCUCUACAUCUCCCACUGCUUGAUAAAAGCUUUUCUCUCUUCUCUAAAGUUUCAUGUCAAAAGGUCCAUCUUUCUGUUCUUCAUCCUUGUGAUUGGUACAUACCCUUCCGGACACUCUCUCAUCUUAAUUUUAGGAAAUCCUAAAUUGAAACAAAAUACAAAAAAGUUCCUCUGCCACAGUAAGUGCUGUCAGUGAGAGAGAACUUUGAUCAGUUCAUAGAACCCAUGAUUUAAUGAUUUACCCACGCUGGCCACACUUCCCUCAGCCAGACAAAGCAGCCUGUUCAUAAAUAUACAACACAUCCCCUUCAGGCUGUUUAUCCAG
Messenger RNA from Rhinopithecus roxellana (golden snub-nosed monkey), 1349 nucleotides. It is a transcript of the gene TAS2R1, whose product is annotated as taste 2 receptor member 1. Gene Ontology annotation, biological process: G protein-coupled receptor signaling pathway; detection of chemical stimulus involved in sensory perception of bitter taste; sensory perception of taste. The record is from RefSeq and is a predicted model, not a curated record. NCBI's taxonomy places the organism in Eukaryota, Metazoa, Chordata, Mammalia, Primates, Cercopithecidae. Gene Ontology annotation, molecular function: G protein-coupled receptor activity; bitter taste receptor activity. Gene Ontology annotation, cellular component: membrane. The transcript has a single exon. The coding region runs from base 321 to 1220 and encodes 299 amino acids.